Notodromas monacha is the source of this 618-nucleotide messenger RNA. The record is from the annotation of a GenBank genome assembly. NCBI's taxonomy places the organism in Eukaryota, Metazoa, Arthropoda, Ostracoda, Podocopida, Cyprididae.
AUGGGACUUUGCCUAGCAGUGACAUCUACACUUCUUUGGGUCUUGUUGUUGACUCUUCAAGAUGGUGGAGCAAGUUCCUGUGCAGAAGUUGGAGGCAGGCUUGCCUGUGAAGACAUCUGUGAAGUCAGAAGACCAGCUCUCCACAAGUUUCAAGUGGACUUUGUUGGGGACUCCUUGGACUUGGACUGCAUCAGGUAUGAGGGUCUGAAGGAAGUGAGGUUGUUCAACAGGACCUUCUGUUCAGGAAAAGUUCUAGGCAUGGAAGAAAUUGUGAGACCCUGGAGUCAUUGUUUCUUCAAACAUACAAAAACAGAAAACAGUCAAGGAGGAGCUCAGGACUUCAAAACCUGCUCCGGAGACUUCACUGCACACAACAUCCUGAACAAGACCACUGACCUCAUCAUCUGUGCCAGUCAAACAGAGGAUUGUCAGCACUACCAAUCAACCUACAACAGCAUCUUGGGAGGAGAGGACUACAACAAUUCAGGAUCAAGACAUCAGUGUUGUUAAUAAAAAUGAUGUUGUCACUGUUGUGCCUGAAACCCAGCUAGAGCAAACAGUGGGGAUGGUACCUGUAGAGGAGGUGGUGCCAAUAGGGGAGAUCCCUUCUAAAACUAC